This is a messenger RNA of Bradysia coprophila, 2269 nucleotides long. RefSeq lists its product as uncharacterized. The record is from RefSeq and is a predicted model, not a curated record. NCBI's taxonomy places the organism in Eukaryota, Metazoa, Arthropoda, Insecta, Diptera, Sciaridae.
UUUGACAGUUGGUCUUCGUGUUUGUGUUCGUGUCGCUGCAAACAUCUUUUUAGUAUGAAGUUUUCGUCUAAGAAAAAAACAGCAAACAGCCACCGAAAAAAUUAUUAAACCUGUGAACAGUGCCUGUAGUUCGUAAAGAAAUUUAGUGAAAAAGAUAUUUGCUAUGCUUUCGGAUUCCGACAGUUCUGAUUCGGAUAAUGGAAUCCGUUUCAAGACUGCAUCGACCCGAAACAAAGAAGACAAUUCGUCGUCAUCGAGAAGCAAUGGCACCCGGGACAGAGGUCGAACAGACGACAAUUCACACUCGACCAAAAGUCGUCACGAUAGAGAACGGCAUCGGUCACCCGAUCGAAGUCGUCGGAGCGACAGUCGUGACCGUGAUCGUCGACGGAACAGAUCGAAUAGCAAUGAUCGAGGCGGUAGAGUGGUAGCGAGAGAUGGCGAACGUUCGAGUCGAGACCGUGGAGCUAAAGAAAAAUCGGACAGAGACAAAAUUAGCCGGGAACGUACACACAGAGAACAUACGAAGUCGGAAAAAACGAAUCGAGAUCGAUCGACCAAUGAUGAAAGGCGUGAAAGAAAUGCACAUGACGAUCUCAGUCGCGAUCGUUCUAAUCGUUCGCGAAUUGUUAAAUAUUCGAGUCGAGAUCGAGGAGACCUCAGUCGAGACCGUCAAACUAGAGACCAUAGUCGAGAUCGUAUAGCGAGAGACCAUAGUCGAGAUCGUACAGCAAGAGAUCAUAGUCGAGAUCGUACAGCAAGAGACCAUAGUCGAGAUCGUACAGCAAGAGACCGCAGUCGAGACCGUUUAACAAGAGACCAUAGUAGAGAUCGUUUAACACGUGACCGCAGUCGAGACCGUUUAACGCGUGACCGCAGUCGAGAUCGUUUGACAAGGGACCACAGUCGAGAUCGUCCAGCGAAAGACCAUAGUCGAGACCACUCUGUACGGGAAUCAACACGAAAUUCGCUGAAUGACAACGACCGUCAUCGACACGGUGAUCGUCGUCGCAGUGCAAGUAGAGAACGGAUUUGCGAACCUCUUGAAAGAAGAGUUGAUACUAGGCGAACGGAAACGUCUCGUGUGGAAUCCAAUGACAAAAACGAAAAGUCUGUGAUUGUUAUAGACAUUGAUGAAGACACUGUAGACAAACACAAAUCAAAGAAAAUCAAGCACAAAAAGCAUAAGCGGUCGCGCCGAGAGGAUAACGGAGGUGAUAUAUGCAAGUCAACUGAUCGGGAAAUAUCACCUGCACUUCGUGAUAAGAGUUUCACGCCUGAACACCAUCACAACCACAAAAGCAAUAGUGACCACAGCAAUUCCAUAUGUGGCCCAUCGCUUCCACCUCAUUUGAAACAUUCUCGGUCGCAUAGUUCCGAUCGCAAAGAGAAAUCUCGCCGUAGCAUCGAAUCAUCUGUACCGCUAGGCCCCGCAUUACCACCGUCGUAUUCAUCAUCGUCUUCUUCAAAAUCAGCGGAAAAAUCCAACCGUUCCGAACGGAAAGUUAUUGGACCGAGCGCACCAUCUCAAAUGUUACUGGAUGAACAUGCAAUGUCCGAUAUUUCAGAUUCUGAGGACGAUGACCUGAUCGGACCGCUUCCAGUCGGUGUCGGCAAGUCCGAAGCUCAUUUGGAAUUGGAGAAACGGGCCUUAGAACUGAAAUUGGCCAAAUAUGCCGAAGAAGAUCGGGCGAAAAGUCCGGCUCGUGAGGAGUGGAUGAUUGAACUUCCCGAGGUGAAAGCCGUCGCCAAUCUUGGCUUGGGUGCACGACAAUUCCGUACUAAAGAGCGGCCUGAUAUGAGUGACCGUUCGGGAUGGACGGAGACGCCAAAAGAGAAAGAACGAAAAUCCCGUCACAGGGGUUUGUCAUCGGACGAAAUUAAGCGGAAUAAGAAACGAGAAGCCGAAGUGCUAUAUACAGCCAAACGGGACGCCGAACAAGAAGAGGCGGUUAGAAGACAUAGUAAAAAGCAUCAUCGCGAUGAAUCAUUGUUGGAAAUUCACCAAAAGAAAAUGAAGAAGAAACGAGAGAAAGAACCCGAGAAACCGUCAAGAAGACCAUUCGAUCGGGACGCAGACCUGAAGGUACAUCGAUUCGAUCAAGCGCAAAAGAACUCCAUUUUGAAGAAAGCGCAACUGUUAGGUAGCCGAUUUGGAAGUGGUGAAUCGAAAUAUUUGUAGUUUUCAAUUCUUUUCAUUUCAUUUUUGGAAAUCAGUGAGCUGUAACUUGUUGUCUUUUUAUUUAAAUAAAAACUUAGGCAAAAAUCA